AAAAUGAGGCUUUGACCUCUCUUUUAAGUGCGAUACAUAGUUGUUUGAUCCAAUUGAUAUUGAGCUAGAUGCCGUCCGCCUCAAAUAAUUUUGCAGAUCAGCGCUCACACUCACAUCAGAUCCCCACAUUCAUACCCCUGGAAUGGUAAUCGGAAUCCUUGCUGAUUUCAUGAAACCCUACCAAUUAAGGUUGCUUUCGCAUUUAACCCCAAUCUCCGAACAGGCUAAUAGAUAUCUCACGAUCGAUGCAAGAAUUCCAAUUCCACUUUGUGUGUGACGACACGGCUCCUAUAUCCAGCUGUAUACAACAUGGCAUCGAAACCAGAGACAGCGGAAAAUGCAGCCGAGAAUAGUGGCCAUGCCCAUGCUGGUGAUACCGAACAUUCGCCGGAGAGGACGAUACCGGAGGACGAUCUGGGGGAGAUAAGUGAUGGGGACGGUCUCAUAAGCAUUGAUAGUCAAGACGACGAUUCUGCGAUAGGAGACUUGACGCUUCCACGGUCCACGAUUUCCGUACGAUCGAGUGUGUAUGACUAUGUCGAGGAGGAUGGCCGGACAUAUCACAGAUACAAAGAAGGCAGUUAUGUGAUGCCCAACGACGAGAGAGAGCAAGAACGAUUGGAUAUGCAACAUCAUCUUUGGCACAUGACUUUACAUGACGAGCUUUUUCUUGCACCCAUCGUAGAGAAUCCCCAGCAUGUGCUUGAUAUCGGGACUGGGACUGGAAUCUGGGCCAUUGAUUUUGCAAACAAAUAUCCUUCAGCGCAAGUCAUUGGUAGUGAUUUGAGUCCAAUACAGCCGGAAUUUGUUCCGCCGAACUGCCAGUUUGAGGUUGAGGAUGCGGAAGACGAAUGGACAUACUCUCAAAAGUUCGAUUUUAUACAUGGUAGACUUAUGGUAAGCUGUUUUAAAGAUCCGAAGUAUGUCUUUGAACAGGCAUUCAAAAGUCUUGCUCCGGGCGGCUAUUUUGAAAUGCAAGAUACCGAUUUUCCCAUGAAAAGUGUCGACGAUACUUUGGUUGGAACUGAUUUAUGGAGCUGGAAUCAGUACAUCAUUGAAGGUUCUGCCAAGGCUGGACGUCCAUGGACUCGUGUCAAAGAGUACAAAAAGUGGAUGCAGGAAAUCGGAUUUAUUGAUGUGGAGGAAAAGGUUCUGAAGUGGCCCCUCAAUACUUGGCCACGCGACAAGCAUUUGAAGACGUUGGGGCUUUGGUUCUGCCAUGAUUUAUGUGAGGGAUUGAGUUCGACGCGAGCUGUGUUGACGAGGGGCCUGGGAUGGUCAGUGGACAAAGCAGAAGCGUUUUUGGUUAAUGUCAGGAAGGAUGUCAGGGACCGUAACGUGCAUGCUUAUGUUGAACUGCGAAUUGUAUAUGGUCGGAAGCCUCCUUGUACUUAAAUCCUAUUUCUGAGCAGAUCGAUGAUAUGGUUCUAUCCGAUAAAUGCAAUGUUCCAUGUGGGUGAUUCACGAAACUAAUAUCAACUUUUGUUCGAGUUUUGAUAAGAGAUGUCAAUCCUGCUGCUUUGACACAUUUGUUUCGUCGAAGAGGAAGGGAUAACAGACUGCUAGCAUGGUUCUUGAAUGACCACAAGAAGUAAAAAGGAGAACUAUGUCCGAACUUCGAAGUAAGUCAAAGCAAAAGGGGAGGCAAGCUACUUCUGGUGGUGGUAAGCUAGUAGCUGCGGCCAGCGAUGCACCUGGGAACUUCGCAUCUAAUCCAGCAUUCAAGCACCAAGAAUCAUUCAGCGAUUGUUCGUCAAAUUCGAAAGGUAGUCAGAGCUCGGGGCCAACAGCCGACUGCUUUUCCCUGCACCAAACUCUACAUGUCCAAGCACUUCCCCCACCCCUCAACCAUCCGACGAGGCAAAAUUUCAGUUAGGCCCUCAGCCUACACCUCCAACAGCUGCUCAAUCGAGAUCGCCAAGACUUCUAGCGCUCAAGUUACCACUUUUUCCAGCAAUCCGAUCAAAGAGAGCUCUCUCCUUCAGAGGCUCAGCAGUUCAUCGACCCACUGGUCGUGGCUCAGCGGAGCCUGAGGACAACGAUCGGUGCUCUUUACAAAGACUUCCCAGCGGCAAGAGCCUCAACCGCGCCACUUCUUUCUACAGAAAUAUCUAAAGGAGAGUUUCGUUUGAUACAUCUCCAAAAAUGCCUCACCAAGCCUUGUGGGGCUUUGCUCAGCCGCGCUUGUCACGUAGAGAGAGAUUGACCGCGACGGAGCGGCGGAAGCUCCUGACUUGGACAUGGAAGGAGGCCAGCAAAACCUCGCAUGAGGAAGAACGUGCUGUUUCUCCAGGAAAAACGAGGUACGAAUGCUGACCAUGAGGCUCUUGGAAAGUCUUGAUUGACAUGUCGGCGACUUGAGUAAGUACGUUCAGGUCUCGUCUUUCGGUUACUGGUGUAUCAGGGAUCACUUGGAACUAGAAGAGUCUCAGAAUAAUUAAGAAAAACCAUUCCCUUAUUAAUCAGUAGCAUGGCAUGAUAAUAUUCAGAUCAUGGCGAAGCUGGUAGCGGGACAUCUGCCCUUUUUUUGAUAGCG
This is a messenger RNA of Cadophora gregata, 2536 nucleotides long. RefSeq lists its product as uncharacterized. The record is from RefSeq and is a predicted model, not a curated record. Lineage: Eukaryota; Fungi; Ascomycota; Leotiomycetes; Helotiales; Ploettnerulaceae. The transcript is spliced from 10 exons. The coding region runs from base 310 to 1395 and encodes 361 amino acids. Gene Ontology annotation, molecular function: methyltransferase activity.